AUGGGGCACCCCGGGGCACACGGACAGCCGGGGCCGAGGGUACUUGGGGGCAUCCAGGGCUGGAGGGUGCAUGGGGCACCCCGGGGCACACGGACAGCCGGGGCCGAGGGUACUUGGGGGCAUCCAGGGCUGGAGGGUGCAUGGGGCACCCCGGGGCACACGGACAGCCGGGGCCGAGGGUACUUGGGGGCAUCCAGGGCUGGAGGGUGCAUGGGGCACCCCGGGGCACACGGACAGCCGGGGCCGAGGGUACUUGGGGGCAUCCAGGGCUGGAGGGUGCAUGGGGCACCCCGGGGCACACGGACAGCCGGGGCCGAGGGUACUUGGGGGCAUCCAGGGCUGGAGGGUGCAUGGGGCACCCCGGGGCACACGGACAGCCGGGGCCGAGGGUACUUGGGGGCAUCCAGGGCUGGAGGGUGCAUGGGGCACCCCGGGGCACACGGACAGCCGGGGCCGAGGGUACUUGGGGGCAUCCAGGGCUGGAGGGUGCAUGGGGCACCCCGGGGCACACGGACAGCCGGGGCCGAGGGUACUUGGGGGCAUCCAGGGCUGGAGGGUGCAUGGGGCACCCCGGGGCACACGGACAGCCGGGGCCGAGGGUACUUGGGGGCAUCCAGGGCUGGAGGGUGCAUGGGGCACCCCGGGGCACACGGACAGCCGGGGCCGAGGGUACUUGGGGGCAUCCAGGGCUGGAGGGUGCAUGGGGCACCCCGGGGCACACGGACAGCCGGGGCCGAGGGUACUUGGGGGCAUCCAGGGCUGGAGUGUGCAUGGGGCACCCCGGGGCACACAGACAGCCCUGGGCAGAGGGGUGCCCGGGCACCCCCAAGAGAGAGGGGCAUGGGGACACCUCGGGGCUCACGGACACCCCUGGGCAGAGGUACAUUGGGGCACCCCGGGGCACAUGGACAUCCUGGGUUAGAGGUGAUGGGGACAUCCCAGGACACACGGACAUCCCUGGGCAGAGGGGCACGGGGGCACCUCGGGGCACAUGGACGUCCCCGCGUUAGAGGUGAUGGGGGCACCCCGGGGCACAAGGGCAUCCCCGGGCAGAGGUGAUUGGGACACCUUGGGACACUCGGACAUCCCCAGGUUAGAGGUGAUGGGGACAACCAGGGGCACAUGGACAUCCUGGGUUAGAGGUGAUGGGGGCACCUCAGGGCACACGGACGUCCCCGGGCAGAGGGGCACGGGGGCACAUGGACAUCCCCGGGCAGAGGUGAUGGGGGCACCGCAGAACACACAGACAUCCCUGGGCAGAGGUGCACGGGCACAUGCCGGGGAACACGGACAUUCCCAGAGGUGAUAGGGGCACCUCGGGCACGAGGGCACACAGAUAUCCCCAGGUUAGAGGUGAUGGGGACAACGUGGGGCACACGGACAUCCCCAGUCAGAGGUGAUGGGGGCAUCCCAGGACACACGGACAUCCCUGGUCAGAGGUGCACAGGCACACCCCGGGGCACACAGACACCCCUGGGCAGAGAGGCAGAGGGGUACCCAGGCACCCUGGGGCACCCGGACACCCCUGGGCAGAGGUACAUGGGAGCACCCCGGGGCACAUGGACAUCCUGGGUUAGAUAUGAUGGGAGCAACCCGGGGCACACAGACAUCCCUGGUCAGAGGUGCACAGGCACACCCUGGGGCACAUAGACACCCCUGGGCAGAGGGGCAGAGGGCUACCCGGACACCCCCAGGCAGAGGUACAUGGGGGCACCCCCGGGCACAUGGACAUCCCUGGCCAGAGGUGAUUGGGACACCUUGGGGCACACGGACAUCCUGGGUUAGAGGCGAUGGGGGCACCCUGGGACACACAGACACCCCCAGGCAGAGGCGAUGGGGGCACCCUGGGGCACAAAGACACCCCCAGGCAGAGGUGCACUCUGGGGCACACAGAUAGCUCUGGGCAGAGGUGAUGGGGACACCCUGGGGCACAUGGACGUCCCCACGUUAGAGGUGAUGGGGACAUCCUGGGGCACAUGGACAUCCUGAGUGAGAGGUGAUGGGGGCACCCCAGGACACACGGACGUCCCCGGGCAGAGGGGCACGGGGGCACCCCGGGAUUGGAGCAGGCACACGGCACCCUGGGGCACGUAGCCAUCCCCAGCCAGGGCACACAGAGGCAUCCUGGACGGAGGGCGCUUCGGGGAUGGGGGGCAUCCAAGGGCGCAGGGGGACC
Messenger RNA from Struthio camelus australis, 2176 nucleotides. The record is from RefSeq and is a predicted model, not a curated record. Lineage: Eukaryota; Metazoa; Chordata; Aves; Struthioniformes; Struthionidae.